AUGUCUCCUCUAAACGUUGGUAUUGUCGGUACGGGUAUCUUUGCCAAGGAUAUGCAUUUGCCAUGCUACCAAUCCUACCCAGAUAAAUUCAGAAUUGCAGCUGCUAACAACAGAACCAAGAGUAAGGCUGAGGAUUUUGCUAAAUUAGCUGGUAUUCCGGAAAAUAAGGUGUAUGAUACUCUAGACGAGGUUCUUCAAGACAAGGACAUCGAUUUCAUUGAUGCUAUGUUACCUGUCCAAAACAAUUUAGAUACAGCCAAAAAGGCCAUUGCAGCUAAGAAACCAAUCCUUUUGGAGAAGCCAAUUGCUGCCAAUUUGACUCAAGCUAGGGAACUGGUCAAAAUUGCAGAAGCCAGUGACGUCCCAGUGGGUAUUGCAGAGAAUUGGCUUUAUUUAGAAGUCUUAGAAGAGGCCAAGAAGCACAUUGGUAAGAUUGGUCCUAUUGUUGCCUUUACUCAUAACUCUACCGGUCCAUUUGUUACUUCUAACAAAUACUUGGCAACCACCUGGAGACAAAAUCCUGAACACAUUGGUGGAUUCUUAUCAGAUGGUGGUGUUCACCAAAUGGGUCUUGCCGCUUCAUUAGUUGGUGAGUUCGACACCGUGUCAGCUUUGACUAGACAGGUCCGUAAGGAAUCUGGUACUGAUGAUAUUGUGUUCUCUACAGUUAGCAUCAGAAACAGCGAUGUUAUCGGUACUUUCACUUAUGGUUCCGCCUUCGGUGCUACUGACAAGUCUGUUUACCUCAAAAUCUACGGUAAGAACGGUUCUCUGUUGGUAGACCUUUCCGACAAGGCUCAACCUGUGGUUAAGGUUAGAGUUGGUGGAACCCUAGAGACUGCAGGUCAGGAAGAAGUUUACCCAGUGAAGACUGAUGGUACUAGUGGUGUCAAAGCUGAAUUCUUAAACUUUUACGAGACUGUUUCUCAAAAAGAUAAGAGUUUGUUCAGGGGCUCUCCAAGGGUUACCUUCCACCACUUGGCAGUUAUUGGCGCCUUCCUGGAUUCUUCUGCUAAGAACGGUAGUCCCGUUAAGGUUGAACAACCAUGA
Molecule: messenger RNA, 1050 nt
Organism: Zygosaccharomyces rouxii
Lineage: Eukaryota; Fungi; Ascomycota; Saccharomycetes; Saccharomycetales; Saccharomycetaceae
Exons: 1
Coding region: 1-1050 (349 amino acids)
Biological process (GO): NADPH regeneration
Cellular component (GO): cytoplasm
Molecular function (GO): nucleotide binding; oxidoreductase activity
Source: RefSeq, a predicted model, not a curated record